GAAAAGCUACAGUUGACGCUCGUGAAUCUUGGGCCCUCCAUCUUGGGCGGUGCCCUCACCACAGCUGCUGCAACGGCUUUCCUGCUGCCGUGCCGGAUCUUGCUCUUCGUGAAGCUUGGGACGAUGCUAGUUGCGAACACGAUCUUGUCCUUGCUAUACACCUUCGUCUUCCUUGGGCCAUUGCUCAUGAUUCUUGGCCCACUUGAAGAUGCCGGAUCCUUCCUUUGGCUAUUUCGACAUGUUUGUGGAUGUUGGGCGUGUCGGUACAGGAGGAGCGAGGCUGCCAUUGAAGGCUCUCCGACAGGUCCGCAUGGGCAGGAGCCAGCACGAUCUCGGACGAGAAGCAUACUGUACCCGUCGAGGUUGGUGGAAACCAAGACGCUGCAGCCUGAUGAACGGCACCAACGAAGCACCAAGGUCCGCUUCGACAGACCCGGCUCCGAUCUUUCUCGGGAACUCUGA
This is a messenger RNA of Symbiodinium necroappetens, 462 nucleotides long. The record is from the annotation of a GenBank genome assembly. NCBI's taxonomy places the organism in Eukaryota, Dinophyceae, Suessiales, Symbiodiniaceae.